Messenger RNA from Drosophila innubila, 3098 nucleotides. RefSeq names its product endoplasmic reticulum mannosyl-oligosaccharide 1,2-alpha-mannosidase (gene alpha-Man-Ib). Gene Ontology annotation, biological process: carbohydrate metabolic process; N-glycan processing. Gene Ontology annotation, cellular component: endoplasmic reticulum; membrane. Lineage: Eukaryota; Metazoa; Arthropoda; Insecta; Diptera; Drosophilidae. Bases 455 to 2521 code for a protein of 688 amino acids. The transcript is spliced from 6 exons. Gene Ontology annotation, molecular function: calcium ion binding; mannosyl-oligosaccharide 1,2-alpha-mannosidase activity. The record is from RefSeq and is a predicted model, not a curated record.
ACUGCGGAAUUUUUAUUUGCGCCUAUAUUUUAUUUGUGGCAAGUGUAUUUGAUUGUCGAAUUUCAGAACCUUUUAUUACAUAGGAAAGAGGAAUUCUUCUGUAAGAACCCCUCAUGAAGGAGACAAUUAAACUGAAAUCAUGUUGAAAAUGUCUUUCAAUUCCAAAUAAGAACAACUUAUUACUUUGUCUUUAGUUCACUUUGUCGUCGGUUCAACUUUAAAUACAUUUCGACAGUUAACAUGAUAAAAAGCAGCAAUGUGAGCAAAUCAUAAUUAAUGGGGGAUUGUAUGAGUUGAUUCUAUGACAGCGAAUCGACGUCUAGCUAGCAACCAUCGAUUUUUACUUCGGUCAAAGCGAAUUGCGAAUGUGGAUGCUUUUGGCUUUGGCACUUGAAAAUCGCGCAGUUAAUACCAAAUUGGAAUUGGAGAAAAAGGGCUAAUAACUGUCGCGGAUAUGACAAAGAGCGACCACGUUGCCUUGACGCUCUCCUCGGCCUCCAUAGCGGGCAUAACAGGUGGCGGUGUCGGUGUCGGCGAUGAAUGCAAUCUCUCCCGCAAGAGCUUGCGACGGUCGUGGAAUCAACUCCCUCGUUGUCAACGCAAUCUCAUUAUAAUGGGCAUCACAGCAUUUUGUGUAACGCUCCUACUCUUUCUGCCCGGCGAUCAGCUAAUAAGUAUGAAAGAUGUGCACCUUAAGCCUGGCGCGGCUCCAUUUCACAUGCGACGGGAGAACACACUGCAGAAUCCACAUCAUCAUCCAAAUCUAUCACCGGAAAAGCAUGGUAAUGAUUUACCUGCAGAGAUUUCAGCAGCAGUAGCAUCGCCAAUGACUGAAGACAGGUUCAUUAAACAGGAGCCAUCGAAUGAUAAGGCUGCUGGUAAUGUGGCUUAUCCCGAGGGGAACUCUGCGGAAAACGUUGUGAAACUACCGGAAACCGCGGUUGCCGGCAAUGAAAAUAUUAAUGGGCCAAUUGAUAUAGUCAACAAUGUAGAACAGCCCAUUGAUCGAGAGUCGUCAUUACCUAUCGAGGAGCAGUCAGACAUGCGUGCCGAGCUAGAAGAGGCUAUCCGGCAUCCCUUCAAUUUGGCGGGAGAAAGCAUUGAUUUGCAUUUGCAGAAGAUGCAGACGCAGCUGGCCAAGGCGCAGCACUUCCAUGGCGCAACCAAUGAACGUCAGACGGCCGUCGUGGCAGCCUUUAAGCACUCCUGGGCUGGUUACAAGAAGUAUGCUUGGGGUCAUGAUAAUCUCAAGCCCGUUUCGCAGACUUCACACGAGUGGUUUGGUCUCGGAUUGUCAAUUGUUGAUUCUCUGGACACAAUGUACAUCAUGGGUUUGGAGGAUGAGUUCAAUGAAGCGCGAGACUGGGUCAAGGAUUCGCUGAGAUUCCACACAAGCCGCGAUGUGAAUCUCUUUGAGGUAACAAUACGUGUUCUCGGCGGUCUGCUAUCGGCUUACCAUUUGAGCGGGGAUCAAAUGUUCUUGGUCAAAGCGUCCGAGUUGGGCAAUCGCUUGUUACCUAGUUUUCUUACACCAUCGGGUAUACCAUAUUCGGAUGUGAAUCUUGGGGAAAGUUCAGCACAUUCGCCAAAAUGGUCCCCCGACAGUUCGACCAGCGAAGUAACGACCAUUCAGUUGGAGUUCCGUGAUCUUAGUCGCUCCACAAAUGUUCCUAUCUACGAAAGUGUUGUAAACAAAGUGAACGAAAAGAUUCAUGCGCUGGAUAAGACUCAUGGCCUGGUGCCCAUAUUUAUUAAUGCUAAUACAGGCACUUUUCGAAAUUAUGCUACUAUUUCUCUAGGAGCACGCGGCGAUUCGUAUUACGAGUACUUAUUGAAGCAGUGGAUACAAACAGGUCGCAAAGACAACGACAAUCUCAUUUUGGAUUAUAUGCAAGCAAUUGAUGGUGUUUUAACGCAAUUAAUGCGUCGCACGCCACGUGAAAAUUGGGUUUACAUAGGAGAGCUAAUAAAUGGGCACGAUUUUAAGCCAAAAAUGGAUCAUUUAACAUGCUAUUUGCCUGGUACUUUGUUGCUUGGCCAUCAGAAUGGCAUGCCAGACUCGCAUCUAUUAUUGGCCAGAGAUAUGAUGGACACCUGCUAUCAGACCUACAUUAAGCAACCGACUCAGCUGGCAGCUGAAAUUUCAUACUUUGCGCUUAACGAGAAGGACGAGAACGAUAUCUAUGUCAAGCCCAACGACGCGCACAACUUGCUGCGCCCCGAGUUUAUCGAGAGUCUUUACUAUUUUUAUGCACUCACAGGAAACCGGACAUAUCAGGACAUGGGCUGGACCAUCUUUCAGGCUUUUGAGAAGCAUUCAAAGGUGGCUGCUGGCUAUACAUCUCUGGGCAAUGUAAAGAACACCCUAAACACGCGUAUGCGCGAUCUCAUGGAAAGCUUCUGGAUGAGCGAGACUUUAAAAUACUUUUACUUAUUAUUUAGUGACAAUCGAAAGGAGAUUGAUCUAGAGAAAUGGGUCUUCAACUCAGAGGGCCAUCCGCUGCCAGUGUACCAGCAAUAAUUGUAAUUAGCUAAUAACCACUAAGUAUAGUUGGUAAACUAGUACUAUGUAGGUAAUUAGCAGCAAUCAAUAUGGCAGUCUCCCUCUCCGUCUUAGUCCGUAGUGAAGCGCAAAUGCCAAAUACUAUGCCAAGCUUAGAAUGCACAAAUAUUUUAGUGCACUUGGCCUAAUGAAGAUCUGUAUCAACCAAUAAACCAUGUAAUGAUGCUGUGUGAUUUGUUGAAUGAUGUAUGAUUUGUAAUAUAUAUUCGUUCUAAGUUAGCUCAUUAAUAUUUAUUUAUUUACUUAUGGAUCCAAAAGAUAUUGUAUUCAAAAGAUAUUGCACUCACACUCUGGUACUGUUACUGCCGCAAUGUUUAUUGGUAAUGAUAAUUGUAAGCUCACCUAAAUCUUAAUAUUUAUCUGGUAGGUACUUAGUACAUGUGUAUGUAAUUACGUAAACACCCAUAAUAUUGUUUAGUAAAUUAAACAUAAAAUCAACUCUUGGUAGAGCGUUUUUUAACAAAUCGCAUAGAAAAUAAUAACGAAAUUUGUAUAUGCUUUGCAUCAAUGAUGUGAAUAAUAAAAGACGCUGAUU